UCCUCAUGCAAAAGAGAAAAGGGAAAGCACCCGCCAGCACUGGACAAAAGGAUAAACUGGGGGAUUUACGCCACUGAUUACAGUCCAGCUCAAGGCUCAGUUAGUAACUAGAAUCUUUUAAGAAAUCAUACAGUUUGUACUUACCUGGAACAUGAGACGAGAUGUCAAUCCUUGAAGAGCGCUUCUGUUGUGAAACUCUAUGCAGCACUCUGCACAUGGCCCAGGGUAUUUUGGGUCCCAAGGAUGAAGGGGGCUCUCGGACAUCGCUGGUGUCAGAGGCCUCUGAGCUGCCUCCAGUGUUGUUGUUUCGUCCAGAUGUAGAAAAUAGCUAUGGCCAGUUGCCGACUCUUUCCAAGUUAUUGUCUGACCACCAUCAGCAGGAGUUGGGAGGUUGUGUGCAAGGUCCACGACUGGAUUCCAAAGCCCUGAAAUACAUGAAGAGGCUUUAUAAAAUGUCUACUACCAAAGAAGGAUUCCCGAAGAUAAACCAUCUCUAUAACACAGUCCGGCUCUUAACUCCAUGUGCUGAAGGCAAGCACCUCACCAUGGGACAAACAAAAGGAGACCUUCGUUCACCAGACUUCCUCUUCAGCUUGGACCAUGUUACUGCUUUGGAGCACUUAGUCAAGUCAGUCUUACUCUACUCAUUUGAUAAACCAUUUUCUAAAUCAUGGGCUGUUACGUGUACAGGAAGUCUAGUUGUAAAGACAGAUGGUGCCUCUGGUCAUGCACACCCCAAUAUUGAACAUGCCAUGACUUUCCAUUUUGAACUUGGACGCAAACGGGCUGAGAUUGAUGUGACCUCUUUUAUCUGGCCUCUGAUAGCCUCUAACAAUAGAAGCGUUUACAUGGCUGUAAAUAUUGUGUGCCCGAAUGACCAGCCCUCCAACUCCAAACAGGAUCCCUCUAAUAUGACACGGGCAUCACUUUCUCUCCUCCUGUACCUCAAUGACACCAGUGAGCAAGCUUACCGCACAUGGGAUUUUCUCAAGCACAGGAGAAGGAACUCCAUGAGAGCCAGGCUGGAAAGGGGUCCUUUUGCAGGUCUUGGAGGAGAGGCAGGAAAAAACCUCAAACAGAGCGCAGGAAAGCCUCGUCACCGAAGAGAUGGAAAUGGGCAAGAGGAAAACAUAUCAGUUUCCAUAGACAACUUACGUAAGUACUACGAACAGUUUCUUUUCCCACAAAAUGAAUGUAAGCUUCACGACUUCAGGCUGCAAUUCAGCCAGCUGGGCUGGGAUAGUUGGAUAAUUGCACCACACAGAUACAAUCCUCGCUAUUGCAAAGGUGACUGUCCAAGAGUUCUUAGGCAUCGCUACGGCUCUCCUGUACACUCGAUGGUACAGAACCUCAUACAUGAACAAAUAAACCCCUCUGUCCCCAAGCCCUCCUGCAUUCCUGCUGAAUACAGCCCCCUGAGUGUCUUGAAGGUAGAGCCUGAUGGAUCAAUUGUGUACAAAGAAUAUGCGGAUAUGAUUGCUACCAAGUGCACUUGCCGAUAAAGCCAGUCCUCCUGAUUUAUUAAUAAUUCCAAUAUGGUAUUUUCCCUUAACGGUAGAAGGAAAGUAGCCUGUUGGAUAAAAAAAGAAA
Molecule: messenger RNA, 1590 nt
Organism: Lacerta agilis (Sand lizard)
Lineage: Eukaryota; Metazoa; Chordata; Lepidosauria; Squamata; Lacertidae
Gene: GDF9
Product: growth differentiation factor 9
Exons: 4
Coding region: 162-1502 (446 amino acids)
Biological process (GO): SMAD protein signal transduction; BMP signaling pathway
Cellular component (GO): extracellular region
Molecular function (GO): growth factor activity; cytokine activity
Source: RefSeq, a predicted model, not a curated record